Molecule: messenger RNA, 807 nt
Organism: Heteronotia binoei (common prickly gecko)
Lineage: Eukaryota; Metazoa; Chordata; Lepidosauria; Squamata; Gekkonidae
Gene: PDPN
Product: podoplanin
Exons: 5
Coding region: 226-612 (128 amino acids)
Biological process (GO): positive regulation of epithelial to mesenchymal transition; regulation of myofibroblast contraction; regulation of lamellipodium morphogenesis
Cellular component (GO): lamellipodium; filopodium; basolateral plasma membrane
Molecular function (GO): chemokine binding; signaling receptor binding; protein-folding chaperone binding
Source: RefSeq, a predicted model, not a curated record
AAAACACUGAGUCUCUUCUCAGUAGUUUCUCUUUAGCUUUUUAAACUGUCAGUUAUUUGGUGGGGAGGAAAAGAAAGCAGUCCUUUCAGCUUCAACUGAGGAAAAGGAGACCUGAAAACUCUUUUGGAAAAAAAGAAGAAUCCAUCACAUUGUCAACACUGGAUUGUUCCAGACAAGGGACUUUGCAUAUUUUUUUCUUUUCCAAACUUUUUGAAGCACUCCAAGAUGUUUCUUACAACGCCGUUCCUUCUUUUGCUGAUUGGGAGUCUCUCGUUUCAGGGGAUUGCAGAGGAAGCAAGUACAGUUUUACUGGAAGAUGAAACGGCGACAGGAAACAGUGAUGGCUCUGGACCACCAACUCCAUUGCCUACAAAACUACAGGACACAACAGAUACUUUUCCCUUUGAAGAAAUGAUGACCACAGAAAGUGCUGUUUCAACUAGUGAAGAUAGUGAUAACUCGACAGAUCCAGAAGUCCCAGAAAGUUCUGAAGAUGGUCUGGAAACAGCAGCGCUGGUUGGGAUCAUCAUUGGGAUUGUCGUGGCAAUUGGUGUGGUCACUGGGAUCAUCAUCACAGUUGCAAAGAAAAUGUCGGGCAGGUACUCGCCCUAAAAAUCAACAAAGAAGAAAAUAGAAUUGGAGAAUUGCUUUCCCCUUUCUGAACAUCUCUCCUCAUGUACAGAUCAUGGAAGAUGACCCGUGGAAACAGUGAAUGUGGAUUUGCUGGCCCACAGAGGUCCAACACAAUUUCCUGGAGGGAUGCUUUGCGUGCCAAAAAAUGAAAAGCUGUUCACCCAAAAUAACUAU